Messenger RNA from Elephantulus edwardii (Cape elephant shrew), 1266 nucleotides. RefSeq names its product alpha-1-antitrypsin-like. Bases 1 to 1266 code for a protein of 421 amino acids. Gene Ontology annotation, biological process: negative regulation of endopeptidase activity. Gene Ontology annotation, molecular function: serine-type endopeptidase inhibitor activity. The transcript is spliced from 4 exons. NCBI's taxonomy places the organism in Eukaryota, Metazoa, Chordata, Mammalia, Macroscelidea, Macroscelididae. The record is from RefSeq and is a predicted model, not a curated record.
AUGUCAUCCUUCAUGUCUUGGGGACUCAUCCUGUUAGCAGCCUUGUGCUGCCUGGUCCCUGGCUCCUUGGCUGUGAGCAUCCAGGGAUUUGACGACCAGGAACCAUUUAUACCCAAGAAUGACCACAGCCAGCAUCAGCCAGCAGCCAGCCACAAGACUACACCAAACCUGGCAGAUUUUGCCAUAAGUGUGUACUGUCAAAUGGCCUACAAGUGCAACACGACCAAUAUCCUCUUCUCCCCAGUGAGCGUCGCCUUAGCCUUCGCACUGCUGUCCAUGGGGGCCAGCUCUGACACCCACACCCAGAUCCUGAAUGCUCUGCAAUUCAAUCUCAGUGAGACAUCAGAGGCAGAAAUCCACGCGGGCUUCCAGCACCUUCUCCACACCUUCAACCAGCCCAAGGGCAAGCUUCAGCUGACCACUGGCACAGGGCUAUUCGUCGAUGAAAAUCUGAAGCUUGUGGAGACGUUUGUGGAGAAUGCUAAGAAGAUGUACCACUCAGAAACCUUCUCUGUCAACUUUAGGGACACGGAAGCAACCAAGAAACAGAUCAAUGAUUAUGUAGAGAAAGGAACCCAGGGGAAAAUUGUAGACUUGGUCAAAGAGCUUGACCAAGAUACACUUCUUGCAUUGGUGAAUUACAUUUACUUUAAAGGCAAAUGGAUGAAUCCCUUCGGUGUGAUGUACACAGAGGACGAGGAUUUCCACGUGGAUGAGCAGACCACCGUCAAGGUGCCCAUGAUGAGACACACACACUUAUUUCACCUCCAUCGACAAGAGGACCUGUCCAGCUGGGUGCUGCUCAUGGACUAUGAAGGCAACGCCACAGCCUUCUUCAUAAUGCCUGACCUGGGGAAGAUGCAGGAACUUGAGCAGGGCAUCACUAAAGAGCUUCUCUACACGUGGCUGAAAAAGAGACACCAAAUGUUGGCCCGAGUGCAUUUCCCCAAACUGUCCAUUUCCGGAACCUACGAUCUGAAGGAGCUCCUGGGAAACCUGGGCAUAACCAAGGCCUUCAGCGAUGCGGCUGACUUCUCAAGGCUCACCGAGGGGGCCUCCGUGAAGGUAUCCAAGGUGAUGCAUAAGGCUAUGCUGACCAUUGACGAACAAGGGACGGAAGCUGCUGGAGCCACUUAUAUAGGGAUAAUGCCUAUUUCUUUACCACCCUUGGUUGAAUUCAAGCAACCUUUCCUUUUCCUCCUCUACGAUGGGAACACAGACAACCCCCUUUUUGUGGGAAGAGUGGUGAACCCCUUACAAAUGUAA